CUGAGGACGUGGAGGGAAUGGUACUUCACCUUCACGAACUACCUGGUCGCGAACGACCCGGAGUUUGAGGAGGACCUUCGGAACUUGGACCUGGACACGGUGGUGUCCCACGAGCUUCUUCCAGAUGAUGUGGUCAGUCGCAGCCAGCGGCUGUACGGGCUCCUCUGCUCACUGCUUCGUGGCCGGCCGCUGCUCCUCAUAAAGAACCUCGACAGCACGAAGUGUGGAUAUGAAGCAAUCAGGCGGCUGAAGAAUGAGAUGGAGCCGCGGGAGAAAGCCCGAAGCCUGGCUUUACUUCGAAGCUUGGCAAGCUGGAGGUUUGAUGGGACGGCGGGCCUUCACGAGCAGCUGGUGAAGUACGAGGAGGCCUUGAGGACCUACGAGCUAGCAUCGCAAAAGACUUUUCCGGAGGACUUGGUGCUGGCGACGGUCCUCACUGGGAUGAAGGAGCCGCUGAGGUCGCAACUUCAGCUUCGGAUGGGGCCUGGAACAAAGUACAGCGAAGUCAGGGAAUGGAUUCUCCAAUGGGAGAGUCUGAACACACCUUGGGCGACAACAACCCCAGGAGGAAAGGGAGGCGGCCGAGAUGAUGGUGGAGCUCGGCCCAUGGACGUGGACAGAGGCAACUACGGCAACUACGGCGGCAAAGGUUGGAACCAAGGAUCUGGAGGCAGCUGGGCCGGCAACUGGGACAGCGAAGCUUGCCGCAUCUGCGGGAAGCGUGGACACUGGAAGUGGGAAUGCCCACAGGCCAAAGGAAAUGGCUGGGGAAAGCAAGGCGGCAAAGGAAAAGGAAAGAAGGGCGACAAGGUGCAGCAAGUGGAACAGAGCGGUGCCGCUUCGGUGGCCGGCUCUACGACUACUUCCUCGACGUCUUUGCCUCCUUCGGCCUCAGUCUACCGUGGGAGCACAGCCUCAGUGAACUUGGUUGCCGUGGCUUUGGAAAGCGCAGAAGCAAGCUGCCAAAGGACCACAGAAGUCUUCGACCUGACAGAGCUUGAUGACGAGUAUGAGGGGGAGUUUGGUUUGGAGCCGGGCGACGUGAUGAUGAUUCGGGCCAUGGCUGAGGAGGAGCAAGGGAACUCCGAUGCCGAACAUGAGGUGCUUGCGGGUCUCUACGGUGGCCUGCAGGAUGAGGAGGACUCCUUUGUGAAUUUCUCGGGGGUCCCGGUCUACGCCAUGGACGCAACGGACGGUGAUGAGCGGUGGGAUGUUGAGCCCGGCCUCGACCAAGCCCCUUUGCAGGUGAACGCCGUCACAAGAGCAAAAGAAGUGGAGGUUGUGAUUGACUCCGGUGCCACCUAUGGAAAAGCAACCCAGUCAGUGGGUGUUCGCAUGCAGGACGCCCAGGGGAAGAUGAUCAAAGAGCGUGGGUGCCGGGUGAUCGACGUGAUGAUGAAGACGGCUGCCGGCGAGGAAGUGAUGGUUCGCGAGCGUUUUGCCAUAGCGAAAAUUGGCUCAAUGAUCAUGUCGGUGGGCCGGCUCCUCAGAUGGGGGUGGCAACUUGGACACCAUAACGGCGGCCCUGUGAUCGAGAAGGACGCGCACAAGGUGCCGAUCACGCUGAGGAGGAAUACCUUGACGGUGCCGGCGGUGAUUGCAGCUGUUAUGGUUGGGCCUCUUCUCCAAGGCCAAGCCCCAGCACGAGUGCAGCCCCUUAGCACGUAUGAUGAUCUGGGGCGUUUUCCCAAGGAGGUGGAGGACUUAGUGGCAAGACCUGGCUGGAGCAUUUUGCCAAGCGGCCUGCCUUUGCUGACGAUCCACAAGACCGAGAACUUGAAUCUGGAGCAGUCGCUGUGGGAGGCAGACGAUUGGAGCUGGAUCGCGGUCUUUGUGCGGUUGGAAGAGGCAACUCGUGCCCCUGAGCCAGGCGAUGUCUGGGUGCAGCUCCUUACCUUGAAGAGCCAGGACUAUGAGGGCGUGUCGCAAAAGAUUGUGGAGCUGGACGAGGACCUGGGCGGCCAGCGUGACGUUGCAGUUCUUUUCCAUGUGGAUGAGUUGCCGAAAGACCUCCUUAGCAACCCUCGGGAUAUCUUUUGCGAGGCCCCACACGAGGAGGACAUGCCACCAGCCCCUUUGGGAGACGAUGGAGGCGGGGCCCUUCUUGGAGAUGAGCCCUUGGAUGUGGAGUUCGAGGGCCAGACCCAGGAGCCUGAGGAAGUCGAAGGUGAAAGCCUCGAAGGGGUGAAGCUCAACGUCGAAACUCCUCUCAAGAAGCUGAAGGAGCUCUGUGAUAGUCUGGGCCUCUCCCGGAGCGGGGGAAAGAACAAAGUCUUGGCCCGCCUUCGGCAGCAAAGAGAGAUCUUGGAGAGGAGAAUGACAACGGAGGUGGCAAGGAAGAUGUAUCUUGAGGGCAACCGCGACCCGGACAUCCCAAGGACACCCAUAUUGCCGUCAGCUCGCCAGCAAGAGCUGCACAGCAUCACGCACCAGCCUUUCCAAAGCUGGUGUGAACACUGUGUGCUCAGCAGAAGCAAGCAGUCGCCACGCAGGCCCGGCCAACAGGAGGUGGAGCAGAAAGUGCCAGAGGAGGUCCGAGUCGACCCUGUGAUCCAGAUCGAUUACUGCUUCACCUUUACAAAGCUGAAGCACGAGGUUGCUCCUGAAGAGGGGCAAGUUGUGGAACCUGAUGCUCCCGAGGCAGAGGAUCGACGAGAUCAAUAUGGUCUGUGCUUGGUGGCGGCUGAGAGCACCACCGGGGGUCACAGCGAUCCCGGUGCUCGAAAAAGGCGCUGGCUCGCUCAAGCGGGUCACAGAACAGCUUGUUCGCCUGUCGCUUCAGGUGAGUCCCGGCGACGCGGUCACAGUGCAGGGAGAUCCUGA
Symbiodinium sp. CCMP2456 is the source of this 2823-nucleotide messenger RNA. Lineage: Eukaryota; Dinophyceae; Suessiales; Symbiodiniaceae. The record is from the annotation of a GenBank genome assembly.